AUUUCCACCACUCUUUAGCCAUGGAGAUUGAGGCAGAAACUCGACAGAAGGCUGGGCUUUUCACCUGUGGUUGGAGCUGGCUUAAGGCCUUGUCUGGGAAAGCCAUGAAUAAGGCUGUCAAGGUUGCAAAGAGCACAAAGGAGGUCGGACAGGAAGACCCAAGAAGAGUCACCCACUCCCUAAAAGUGGGAUUAGCUCUCACAUUGGUGUCCUUGUUUUACUAUUGGAAACCUCUCUACAAUGGUUUUGGGGCUUCAGGAAUUUGGGCUGUGCUAACAGUGGUAGUAGUCUUCGAAUUCAGUGUUGGUGCAUCUCUGAGCAAAAGUUUAAAUAGAGGUUUUGCAACAUUACUUGCGGGUACUCUGGGGGUUGGAGCUCAACACACAGCACGUCUCUUCGGCGAGAAAGGAGCGCCUUUUGCCCUUGGGAUGCUUGUUUUCUUACUAACUACAGCAUCAUCAUUCAUACGGUUCAUUCCACGUAUAAAGGCAAGAUAUGACUAUGGGGUCUUAAUUUUUAUAUUGACAUUCAGCUUGGUAUCAGUGUCGGGAUAUCGAAUUGAACAACUCUUUCAGAUGGCCCAUCAAAGACUCUCAACAAUUGUAAUUGGAGGAGCAUUCUGCAUAAUCAUAUCCAUAUUUGUUUGUCCGGUAUGGGCUGGCGAAGAUCUUCACAAGUUAAUUGCUUCCAAUUUAGAAAAUCUUGCAAACUAUCUACAAGGUUUUGAGAGCGAAUAUUUUCAGGACUCUGUGGAUGAAUUAAUGAUCAAGGGUGGUGCCACGGCCUCUGAGGGUGAUAAGGCUGUACUUCUUCAAGGAUAUAAGAGAGUCCUCAAUUCGAAAAACGAUGAAGAAUCUUUGGCAAAUUUCGCAAGAUGGGAACCAGGGCAUGGCCUUUUCCCCUUCCGUCAUCCAUGGAAACAGUACUUGAAGAUUGGAGCCCUUGCUAGACAGUGUGCUUACCAUAUUGAAGCUCUUAAUGGGUACAUGAUCGCCAACUACUCUGAUAUCCAAGUACCACUAGAAUUUCGACACAAAAUUCAAGAAUCAACAAUAAAGAUGAGCUCAGAAUCCAGCAAGGCACUUCAAGCAUUAGCAACAUCAAUUAAAACAAUGACAGACCCUUCGGUCGCCAAUUUUCAUGUAGAAAUAUCUAAAACUGCCAUUAAUGAACUCGAGAUUGCACUCAAAGCAGAUUCAGUAGUACUAGAGAAUGUGAACCUCCUAGCAAUUAUACCAAUUGCAUCAGUGACUUCAAUUCUAAUAGAAAUCACAAGAUGCGUGGAGAAAAUAUGUGAAUCCGUCCACGAGCUAUCUUGCUUAGCACAUUUCAAGAGUGUUGAACCCUCUGUAGCACCAGAAAAGCUGCAGCUACAUCAUCGAGGAAGCAUAAAACCUCUUUCGGAUGGUGACAGAAGUAUUGACCAUCUUACAAUUACAGUAUCCACAACAUCAAACAUGAAUAUUUGUCCAAUGGAAAAUGAGAUUUCCCAGGUACCAAAAGUCGGCGGCAACCAACGACUUAACUUGGGAGUGUAAAAAUUCAUA
This is a messenger RNA of Juglans microcarpa x Juglans regia, 1547 nucleotides long. RefSeq names its product aluminum-activated malate transporter 8-like. NCBI's taxonomy places the organism in Eukaryota, Viridiplantae, Streptophyta, Magnoliopsida, Fagales, Juglandaceae. The transcript is spliced from 6 exons. The record is from RefSeq and is a predicted model, not a curated record. Gene Ontology annotation, cellular component: plant-type vacuole membrane. Gene Ontology annotation, biological process: malate transport. Bases 21 to 1538 code for a protein of 505 amino acids.